Messenger RNA from Corylus avellana, 1395 nucleotides. RefSeq names its product RING/U-box superfamily protein. Gene Ontology annotation, molecular function: zinc ion binding. The record is from RefSeq and is a predicted model, not a curated record. NCBI's taxonomy places the organism in Eukaryota, Viridiplantae, Streptophyta, Magnoliopsida, Fagales, Betulaceae.
CCAUAAAUAAAUAAUGACUCUGUUUAAUGCUCUACUGGUGCGCAUAUUAAAUAAGAAAAGGACUCGGAUCAAUAUCACUACCCGUGUUGCCGAAGUAACCAGUAACCACCAAACCAACCAGUGAGUGAAAUGAAUGGGGUGAUGAGUCAUAGCAGCCAGCGAUGGGCUUCGGGCGUAACGCAAUUGCCCACUAGUCUACCAAUACAUGAUCAUCUGAUUCUUGCUUUUGCUUAGAAAUAGGAUAAAACUUAGCUAAUCCCAUUUGUUAUAUUCUCUUUUACACUUUCGUCAUUGGCUCUCAACGCCUCCAUUACCACAGUUCCAAUCCCCAGGUGCGAGAGUUCCAUCUUCCUUUGCUGCAACAGUGUAAAAUUUGGUUUCUAUCUUUGUUUUUAAUUUCUGGGUGUUUAUGGUUUUGCCCGGUGGGAGGAAUCUUUUAAGAGCGCCGUGAAUUGGUUGGUGGGUGAGGGUCUUUUGGACGGCAGUUUGGCACCAGAUGCUGAAAGACACGGGCGGUGAUGGUGACGUUCCUGACCUGGAGAACCAGUCGGCCAACGCCAACGCCAACGCCAACAAUGGUGAUCAAACUCCCGGACCCUCUGCAAAGCUGUCAACUGCUUUGGACACCGCUAAGGAAGAGCAACUGUCUCCUAAAAAACCAUAUUUGUCCAGGACUGCAAGUUCUGUGGAGCUAUGCAGAGUUUGUCAGCAGGAGAAAGAAGAAGUUCUAAUAGAACUUGGGUGCCACUGUCGAGGUGGUCUUGCCAAAGCCCACCGAUCAUGCAUAGAUACUUGGUUUUGUACAAGAGGGUCAAACAAAUGCGAGAUAUGCCAACAGAUAGCUGCAAAUGUGCCACCUCCAGUUUUACAGACCAGUCAGACAAAUUACUGGGUUUGGAGGAUUGAUCCAAACUUUAGACAUCAGGAUCGUGAAAGUGGAUGUAUUAGUCCACUUUGGGUGGCAUUUUCAAUCCUCAUUGGUGGUCUUCUGUUGGAUGUGCUGAUAUCCAUUACCCUUGGUAUCUCGGCACUGCCAGUCAACAUUAUUAUCGGUGUUAUUAUUGUGCUCGGACUUGGGACUGCACUGCGACUUGUUGUUGAUGUCUUCCAUGAGUGGAGUUUGAGAAGAGUGGUGGUGCAAAGGGUGGAAGCAAAUGUGAAUCUUGGUUACCAUCCUGCUUUAUAGGUAAAUUUCUGUAUAAAGAAAUCUACAACUUACAAUUCACCUCUUAAUUUGUUGGAUACUGUGAAUUGUUGAUGUUGUUUUUUGAUUUGCGAGGGAACCUUUGUUAGUUCAUAUUUUGGUGCACCAUGGUGCAAUGGGGAACAUUUAUUGUUCUUUUGAAUUUGUUGAAACUUUUCAUUUAUGUUCGAAAUGAAAAUACUUCCUUUUGA